This is a messenger RNA of Pseudophryne corroboree (corroboree frog), 1494 nucleotides long. RefSeq names its product ectonucleotide pyrophosphatase/phosphodiesterase family member 7-like. The coding region runs from base 1 to 1494 and encodes 497 amino acids. NCBI's taxonomy places the organism in Eukaryota, Metazoa, Chordata, Amphibia, Anura, Myobatrachidae. The transcript is spliced from 6 exons. The record is from RefSeq and is a predicted model, not a curated record.
AUGAAAACAAGUAGUUCUGUCAUAUUAGUUUUCAAUUUAUUCACAAUCAUUUUCUGCAAACCAAUUUUUAAGAAUGGAAAAGAACCAUCUAAUAAACUGCUUCUCAUCUCCUUUGAUGGAUUUCGUUGGAAUUAUGACCAAGAUGUUGAUACUCCACUACUGGACUACCUGUCAGAGAUAGGGGUGAAAGCAAAGUAUGUAACCCCACCAUUUGUAACAAUGACAUCUCCCUCUCACUUCACUACCAUCACUGGUCGCUGGAUUGAAGAUCAUGGCGUCAUCCAUAAUCUCAUGUUUAAUCCAGAGACUCAGCUGAAGGUUUCUUUUAAGACAACGCAAAAUAUGUCAGAAUGGUGGGACAACGGACCAUUACCCUUGUGGAUCACUGCUCAAAAUCAGGGUUUAAGGGCAGGUUCUUUACACUACCCAGGAGGAAAUGCUAACUACAGUGGGAAGACAGUGUAUAGAGCUCUGGCAGAAUUACCUGACCACCCUGACAGUGAUGAGCAGGAGUGGAGAGAUAACAUAGAUAUAGUCAUGAAAUGGUUCAAUGAAGAAGAUUUGGACUUUGUAACUCUUUAUUAUGGAGAGCCUGACAAAACGGGACACCUUUCAGGUCCAGAAACUGAACAGAGAAAAACGAUAAUUAGGCAAAUAGAUAGAACCAUUGGAUAUCUCUUGGAUUCGAUAAAAAACAAUAAACUAAAGGAUAAAUUAAAUGUAAUCAUUACAUCUGAUCAUGGUAUGACCACAGUUCAGAAAAAAGAUCUACACUCUGUAGAAGAGAUUAGGCUGUCCGAUUAUAUCACUUUUUCAGAGUUGGUUAAGUUUGAAAUGUUGGACUAUGGGGGUUUUGGAAUGAUUGUACCAAAAGAAGGAAAGGAAGAGGAAUUAUAUCAGAAACUUAAAGGUGCACAUCCUCAUUUAAAUGUGUACAAGAAAGAAGAGCUUCCUGAACGUCUCCAUUAUUCCACACACGAACGGAUACCACCAAUUCUGCUUUAUGGAGAUCUUGGCUACAGUGUAAACGGAAGAUUCAUAUUUUAUGUUAAUAAGGGAGAUCAUGGAUUUGACAAUAAUGAAAUGGACAUGAAGAUGAUAUUUCGAGCCUUUGGUCCAGAUUUUAGAAGCAAUUAUAUUGCUGAACCGUUUGAUAGUAUAAACAUAUACCCGCUCAUGUGUAAACUCUUGGGUGUCAUUCCAGAGCCCAACAACGGCUCGCUCACAUUUACUCAAGAUUUGAUUGAAAGUAACACUGAAGAACCAGACAAAGAAGAGACAAAUGUAGUGUUUGCGGUGGUAAUUGCAAUGUCCGUAGUGGGUGGAGUGCUGGUGCUAAUUUUCCUUUUCUAUGUGCCAUACACCGCUGUGAAAAGAAAGAAAGGCAUAGUCAUACUACAGUAUGAGACUUUUCAUGGGAAUCUUUGCUCAUAUGUUUGUCAUAUCAAGCUUAUUGAUGACACGUGGGAGGACAGUGCAACUCCAAUCACCUAA